Chara braunii is the source of this 3251-nucleotide messenger RNA. NCBI's taxonomy places the organism in Eukaryota, Viridiplantae, Streptophyta, Charophyceae, Charales, Characeae. The record is from the annotation of a GenBank genome assembly.
UGCAAAAAUGCUGUAAUACUAGUAAUUGCUAGAAGAACCUUGCGUUACCCCUCCGUUACAGACGUGUCAAUGACAUGAAGGGGCAGAGGCGUAGGCCAGUGGCACAAGAAACAAAUAAAAGGGGGGGGGAAGUCGGGAAGUCGGGGGAGGCAAUUGGGGAGUCGGGAAGUCGGGGGAGGGAAGGCGGGGGAGAGGAGUCGGGAAGUACGCGGAAUGGAAGUCGGAUGGGGAGGGAAGUCGGUGGGAAGUCGGGGGAGGGAAGUCGGGAAGUCGGGAUCAGGGAAGAGCGACAGGAAGUCGGGGGAGGGAAGUCGGUGGGAAGUCGGGGGAGGGAAGUCAGGGGAGGGAAGUCGGGAUGGGGAGGGAAGUCGGGAGUCGGGAAGUUGGGGAGAGCGGUGGGGAUGGGGAGGGACGUCGGGACCGGGGCAGGGAAGUCGGGGUAUGGAAGUCGGUGGAGGGAAGUCGGUACGUCAGGGAAGGGAAGUCGGGGGAGGGACGACGGGGGAGGGGAGUCGGGAAGUACGCGGAAUGGAAGUCGGAUGGAAAGUCGGAUGGGGAGGGAAGUCGGGAAGUCGGAUGGUGAGAUCAAUUUUGAGCAUCCCCUUAACUGGAGAUUGCCUGGCAUCGCGGUACGAGAGCCCCUCCUGGUCCCCGUGCGCGACUUGGCUCGCGGAGGACGGGGGCCACAACGGCAGGACCGAGCAGGUCAGGCAGCAGAGGGACGACGACAUGGAGUAGGCUCCUCCAGAGGAGCGGGCCCGUCUAGAGGAGUGGGCCCUCAUGAUGAGGGCUCGUCGGGAGUGCACACCGAGGGCAGGGGAGAUGGUGCAGAGGGCACCCUGACGAGACAGUUUGAUCCAAUGGGAAAGAGGGUGUGUGAUCCUAGCGGUGCUGCCGGGCCCACGAGGGCAUGCCGUGAGGCGGACGGAUCAUCGCGCGCUCCACAGGACGAGCAGCAGUGGUGGAGGUCAAGGAUGCUACAACGGGCGAGAGAUGAGGGCAUUCAGGUCCCUGCGGACCUCGAGGAGGGGCUUGCGAUUGCCCCUGUGGAGGGUAGACAGGCUCGUCACCAAGUGCCGCACCUGACUCAGACUCGCCUGGAUGAAUGGGUUCAACACCCCAUUCAGUACGACCUCGAUAUGGCCUACAUCCGAUUCUUUGUGGGCUGUGGUGUGCCAUUCAACAUCGCCAGAUCGGAGUGGUAUGUGGCGCUUCAUGACGCCUAUCUCAGUCAGUUUAGCGGUCCCUACAGGCCGCGUCAGCCACAGUACGAGUUCCUGUGGACGACUCUGUUGUCCAUGUUGUACGCAGAGCUCGACGAGCGCUUGAGGUAUCACCGUGAGUCGUGGUCUGAGGGGGUCACUUCCAUGACUGACGGUUGGUCGACUCAGGCCAACCGCCCUCUCUGCAACUACUUGGUCGCAGGGAGGUUGGGGGCGUCGCUCUACCGGGUGGAGGAUAUGUUUGGCAGGGAGAGGACCGGGGCAGGUUUGUGCCGCAGAUGGAGGGAGCUCAUCCUCGAGAUCGGUGCAGAGCAUGUGGUCGCCAUAUGCACGGACAACGCGUGGGGCGUUGAGCAGUUGGAGAAGCUUGUGUUCUGUCAUUGGAACCUCAAGCUUCUCAAGAGCAGUCACACGCGCGAGGGGUUUAUCGGGGCUGGUCUCCCCGGGGUUGGAUUGACCGACGUCGAGAGGAGAGCUGAGGACUUCGCUCGCUACGAGCCGGACGAGAUGGCUCCUGGGACAUACGACCCAGCGGAGAUCGAGAGGGAGGCCGACCGCCUCAGGAGACAGCCGAGGGGCAGACGCUUGGUGAGGGCUGCAACAGCACUGGCCCACCAGAUUCGUCACCAAGGCGGGGAGGCGGUUCAGGGGGAGGACGUCAUUGAUGAUGAUGUCUCCUGGUUGACGGAGCCUUAUCGAGGAGACGGGUUCUUAGAACAGGAGAACCCUGUGACUGUGAGCCCUACGGGUCGGGUGCUCCCGCCACGAGCGGCGGAUGAUUGUUCAGGCAUCCCUGCCACCACGCUCGCACCGGAGGCAGGCCCCACAGCCUGCGUGUGGACGAUGCAGACGACAUAUUGGGUGGCACCGAUGCAGACGAUGCGAGCGAGGGAGGGAAUCGUGCAGCAAGGGCCGUUUGUGCGUCUGCCCGUGCGGGAGAGGCAGGCACGCCUGGAGCCGUUCGAGCUAGGCAGGCGUCACCCACCAGGCACAUGCACGAUCUUCCUUCCCUCGGUGCACGGCCAUCGGCGUCAGGUGCGGUUGGCUGGAGGCGGGGACGGCGGACAGCCUGUUGCCGGGGGGGCUGCUCCUCGUGAGGGAGGCUUAGACAGAGAGGAGCUUGCCCACGACCUGGCGGCUGCCGGGCACUCCGCAGAGGAGAUCAGGGAGGCGUUGGAGAGGUAUCCCGGGCGAGAUAGACGAGGCACGCCUCAACAGGGGAUGCACGCACGCCAGCGAUUGGAUGUUGGCCACACACGCGCCUCCCCGUCGCUCCCGUUGCCACCUCCGGAUCCCUCCUUGGCAUUGGACAUCGCAGGCGCGGGACCGCAUGGGGCUCCCGUGACGGAUACGCAGGUGGCCGGUGGAGAGAGCAGCGGUGUACGGGAGUGCGACUCCCCGGGGACGGGUCUUCGCCAUCCAAUUUCACAUGCUGGGGUCAUUGCUCGGACGACGAUGCCACUCCCACCCAGAGAUCCGUCGAUUGUCAUCGAGCCACUUCGACCAUUCGUUGGUCGCAAGCGGAAGGCAGGUGGUGCCCUUGGACAUGAGGGCGGGAGAGCGGCGGGUCGAGGCCGAGGGAGAGGUCGACCGCCCAGACGAGGGAGAGGGGAGGGACGAGGCAGGGCUCGAGGAGGUGGCGCAUCGGCACAGAGGACACCUGCAGGUGGGAGAGGGGAUCACGAACGGGCACCGCCGCCAGCAUCAUCGACGGGCGAGGGUGAGGAGGGGAUAGCGCAAUGCCUCGCCAAACGGCGUAGAGCAGAUGCACUGACGACGACAGCACCCACACCAGCGUCAUCUUCGGGCUCGAGCACGUCGGCUUCGUCUUCGGGCUCGAGCACGUCAGCUUCGUUUUCGGGCUCGAGCACGUCUGCUUCGUCAGGUGACCUCGAUUUCGAUGGGCGAGAGGAGGAGGAGGGGCCGGAGGGCGAUGCAGAGGUCGACGAGGGAGAGGGGGAUGUUUCGUCAGCUUAGUUUUGUUCAUUGCUUGUUUCGUUGGUAGUUGUUAGCCCAUGCUUGGAUCAG